Ylistrum balloti is the source of this 2674-nucleotide messenger RNA. Its product is annotated as solute carrier family 40 member 1-like. Gene Ontology annotation, biological process: iron ion transmembrane transport. The coding region runs from base 83 to 1936 and encodes 617 amino acids. The record is from RefSeq and is a predicted model, not a curated record. NCBI's taxonomy places the organism in Eukaryota, Metazoa, Mollusca, Bivalvia, Pectinida, Pectinidae. Gene Ontology annotation, molecular function: iron ion transmembrane transporter activity. The transcript has 8 exons. Gene Ontology annotation, cellular component: membrane.
UUUGGUAACAUUCCAGAUUCUGCCCACCAGGUCGCUCUCCUAUGAUGCAUUCAAAUAUCAUCCACAUAACUUCAUAAUUAGGAUGGCCAAGGAGAAGUUAGAGGCUAGAACCCGAUGGUUUGUUUACAUCAGCCACUUCCUGUCUGCCUGGGGCGACAGGAUGUGGUCGUUUGGAGUGGGAAUAUUCCUCGUUCAGUUGGAGCCAAUAUCCUUGAGACUGGUUGCUGUGUAUGGAUUUGCUAAUGGCGGUGCUAUCUUGUUACUAGGGGCCAUUGUCGGCGACUGGGUUGACAGGACGGCCAGACUUUCUGCGGCGAAGUGGACAUUGAUGAUACAGAAUUUGAGCGUGUGCUUGUGUUCUGUUCUUGUGUACUUCGUGUUCCAGUACCAAGAUGAGAUAAAGGAAAUUUGGCCACAGCAGGGUUUGGCUGACUUGUCCUAUGCCAUCAUCAUCAUCUUCUCAAUAAUAGGAAAUCUGGCCAGUGAAGGACGCAAAAUUGCAGUGGAACGGGAUUGGAUUGUCGUUAUUUGUGGGCGGGAUAAAGACUUGCUUGCAAGUAUGACCUCGUUCUUGAGAUCCAUUGACCUUACGACCUUGAUCUUGGCGCCUGUUGUCACCGGACAGAUCAUUGCCUUCACAGUGAUUGGCUAUGGUGCUCUCUUUAUAGCCGCAUGGAAUCUGGUGUCAGUUGUGAUUGAAUAUGUCUUUGUUUUAAAAGUCUAUGAGGAAGUGCCAGCUUUAAGAGCAGUUAAAAACAAAGGUCGUAAAUCUAUUGAGGAAGAGCCAGCAGAUAAAGAUUCUCCAUUGAUGAAAGAGGGAGAACAAAUCACUGUUAAUGAAGACCUUGAAGAGGCCAGUAGUGUAUAUAACCAAAACAAGCAUCCGUUGGACCUUGAUGAAACCAGCCUUAAAACAGAAAAUGCUAUAAAAAGCAUGUCAGGAGAAGAUGAAGAUGAAGAUCCAAGUUGUCAGGGGAAAUGUUGUAAUUGUUUAGGAAAAGUUUUCAAAAGUUUUAUAAUUUUGUAUCGUGGCUGGAGUACUUACAUGAAGUAUGACGUUGCUUUUGCUGGCCUUGGCCUGUCGAUGCUGUACAUGACUGUAUUAGGAUUUGAUAACAUAACAAGUGGUUAUGCUAUUUCUCAGGGUGUCUCCGAGUCUAUAUUGGGACUUCUAAUGGCAGCAGGUGCUAUUGUAGGAAUCCUCGGAACCAUUGCUUAUCCUCAUAUCCGGAAACGCAUCGGCUUGGAAAGGACCGGAUUAUUUGGAUUUCUGACAGAGAUUCUAAUCCUUACAUUGUGUGUUGCUGCUAUCUGGGCACCUGGCAGUCCAUUCGACCUUCUCUACAAGUCAAAAGUUCCAAAAGGGGAGAUAACAACCCAAGAUAAAUGUGGAAACUUCAGCAUUAUUGAUACAAAUCUCACAAUAAAUGUUCUAAACAAUGAAACAAGUUUGGGUUACAAUUACACCUCUGAUUUGAUAGCCAAUCACAGUGUUAUAUGUAAUGGAACAGGAGAUGAGACAAAUUCAGGGCCAGAUUCUUACAUCUCUAUUUCACUGCUAAUGGGAGGAAUUAUUGGUGCCAGGUUUGGACUUUGGAUAGCAGACCUUACCAUUACACAGCUUUUCCUUGAAGCUGUCAGCGAACGUGAGCGUGGAAUUGUCAACGGAGUUCAAAGUUCACUGAAUCAAUGUUCAGAUAUGUUGAAGUUUUUAAUGGUCAUCAUUGCACCUGACCCGGAAGUUUUCGGAAUUCUGAUCUUAAUCUCAUUUUCCUUUAUUUGUAUUGGUUGGGUGUUUUAUGCUAAAUAUUCAAGAUCAGCUCGCGGACAUCUCUUCCAUUUUGACAAAGUUGCGUCCUGUGUCGACUCCAAGAAGGAACAACCAGUAACAGACAUGACAAGACGAGACACUGAAGACAUUCACAGUAGAUCGUGAUAGCAGUUAUAAGUGAUUACACGGUAUAAUUAACCAGUUGUUUUUGUUUUAAAUACUUCAGUGUGUCAUAAUUUUGUACGAAUUGGUUGCAUUUUUAAUAUUUUGUAGAGGAAAAUCGCUCACUAAACACACUAGAUUGCUACACUAAGGGUAAGGAUUUCAUAUCACUACUGUAUAUAGGGCCAGAUAUAUGUCUCAAAAUAAAUUUUGUUGUGUUUUGAUUAUGUGUAGAGAAAAGGAGGAAAAUAACUGAGUAUGAUGAAGUAUGAUGUAUGUGGGAGAGCAAACUGAAUGGACAGUUGGCAGUUUUUUUGUUUUUUUAAACACUUAUUCAGAAUGUUUUAGUUUUUGUGUGCUUUAUUGACUCACCAAUGAAAACUAUUUGUGUGCGAGGAAUUUUAUUGUUUAUGUAUAAGCAUUAGUUGCCAUACUUUUACAUCGGUUAGCACUGAGUUUGUGAGAAAUACCUAGGAAUGAAUUUUAGUAAGAUCAUUAGUUUAUUUGGCACUGCUAGAUUUCAGCUUCUAAGAUUUAUAACUUAAAAAUUAUAUUUUUCCUUGAAUCAUUUGAUAGAUUCCUUCUAAAUAUAUGUCCAGACAUUGUUGGAUAAUUUUUUAAGUAUAUCUCAAAUUGCCUACAGAUUUUAUCUUCACACAAGCAUGCCCCUUUGUUGUUUCACCUUUUCUGGUGACAUGACAUUCACGGCUGAAUGAGUUUCAGAUGUACAUUUUUUUGUUA